UGUGCAAGAUGUCGCUUGUCGCGGACUAUGGGUCCGACUCCGACAGCGAUGGGCUGGUCGAGACCGAGGCAAGCGUAGCUUCGUCGAGCAAGUCUGUCGUCAAGGCAAAAUGUUGCCCGGGACCUCCAAUUAAAGACGUUCUCGAACCCCCUGCGACGACACCUAUCCAAACGCAUAGUGGACCACCCAAGAAGAAGGCGAAGAAAACGCUGCAUUUGCCUCCUGAGAUCCAAAAGUUGCUUGAACGAGGCCGCGCCUUGAACAGUGAUGAUGAAUCUGAUACGGACACAAAAAAUCCUGCUCCCGUGCGAAAACAACCCGUUUCAAAGCCUCCUGCGGGCGACACACUGUUGAGUUUUCUGCCGCCUCCAAGACUUGCUCUGCCUGUACGCCAAUCGCCUCAACACAGAGACGCACAUGCGCCUGUUUCGAAACACGUCCCCGCACCACCGGCACCAGCGAUCGCAGACGUCUCCCAAGUGUACGACCCCGACUACGUGUCCACUUAUAGUUUCGACGACGAGCAUGCAGCUGAAGAUUACGGACGCGGUACGAAACGCCGCCGGAACAACGACCGGGAGCUCGAGCGACUCCUUCAACAAGGCAAGUUCGACGCAGUGGCAGGCAAGAUUACAGAAGUCAAGGCUGUAGCUCCGGACUCGUGGCAGCCACCCAUUGACGGACGGGGUUAUGCCCACGACAGAGAGGCCCAAGUCCUUGCAAGCAUGGCCGGGACAGAAACAGAAGGCGGCUACGUCAUUUCGUCGUACAAGCCGACACGGUUGCAGCGCCAGCGCCAUCAACUCAACCAGCUCACAUUCGAUGCCAAGUUGCGCGAGUUCGAUCUCAUGGACAGCAAGGCGCAAUCGGUCAAAUCGAAGCGAGAGACACAAGCAAAGUAUGGGUGGUAAACAGGACCGUCUCCAGCGUAAACACCUAUCUCUACACGUGACCUUUUCCAUGGCCAUUCUUUGGGUUUCUGGACACUGUGCAGCACGUCAAGCAUUGCAAAAACG
Aphanomyces invadans is the source of this 1016-nucleotide messenger RNA. RefSeq lists its product as hypothetical. Gene Ontology annotation, cellular component: nucleus. Lineage: Eukaryota; Oomycota; Saprolegniomycetes; Saprolegniales; Verrucalvaceae. The coding region runs from base 9 to 911 and encodes 300 amino acids. The transcript has 6 exons. The record is from RefSeq and is a predicted model, not a curated record.